This is a messenger RNA of Bombus huntii, 3643 nucleotides long. Its product is annotated as ubiquitin thioesterase otubain-like. Gene Ontology annotation, cellular component: nucleus. The transcript has 10 exons. The record is from RefSeq and is a predicted model, not a curated record. Gene Ontology annotation, molecular function: ubiquitin binding; cysteine-type deubiquitinase activity; dopamine receptor binding. The coding region runs from base 183 to 3446 and encodes 1087 amino acids. Gene Ontology annotation, biological process: protein K48-linked deubiquitination. Lineage: Eukaryota; Metazoa; Arthropoda; Insecta; Hymenoptera; Apidae.
GCGGAUCACGAAUAAAUAUAGUGACUGAUUUUGUAUUAACCGCAUGGUAUAUGCUUUAAAAUUGUAUAUAUCACUUAAAUAUAAUAUUUCCUUUGCAAUAUGUUAAGAAGCCGUUUAUUUUAAGUAUAAUGUAAACGGAUAUUCAAGAGUGAUAUACUUGCCGAUAAAUAAGAUAUCACAAUAUGGCAGAGCAACAACAGUCACCUUCUGGCUUUAAACGUAUGUCUUUAGAUAAAAUUAUUGAAGCUAUGACUUCAGAUUUAGAAAAUUCUAAUGGUCAUUAUGUUCAAUUUGGUGUAAAUCCACAACAAACUACGUCUCAUAAUUGGGGAAAUUAUUCGUCAAAUCAAACAAGACAUUAUAUUGCUGGUCAAUCUUGUCAUUCUAAUCCACCCACAAUGCAAUCCAUGCCUCCAAUGGGUGCUCCUCUUUAUAUGCAAGAUAUGUCGAAUUAUUCAGAUUCAAUCUACUUUCCAUCUCAAGCAGUAAAUCACUUAGGUAUAAAUGAAAAUAAUGAUUUAAUUGGCACUGUAGAUGUUGGAAGAGGCAAUUAUAUUAAUGUAAUUUAUGGAAAUGCUUCACAAAUUAUGGCAGAACAAUGUCAGCUUUCAAAUAUGACAUCUUACAGAAAUCAAAACAUAAUUGAUCGAGAAUAUGGUCUUUUUAAUGAUCGACACAUGAAUGUACCAUCUGAAUUACCAACUCAAAAUUUUAAUGGAAAACAAUUAAUUGAGAAUUUGGUUGGUAAUUGGGCGCCAAACCAGUCUGGUACAUAUAGUCCCUUUGGUGGAUCUCCAAAUGUAACCCCAGUACUGCAACCAAACAUAGAUAUUAGAGAUCCUGAAGAAUUGCCUAGAAAUUCAACUGACUUUCAACAUAAGAAACCUCGUAUGGUAGCGGAAGUUAAACCUAUGCGACCCUCUUAUUCUGAUGUUCUAACAAAAUCUGCUCCAACACCUCCAUCUCCUCUAACAGUUCAAUCUAUAAAACCCAAAACAGAAUCUGUAAAUAAGAAGGUUUCUAAUAAAAAUUCAAAGAAUAAAUCUAAAUCUACAACAUUAAAGAGACAAAAUUCAUCUGGUAGUGAUGAUCACAAUUCCCCAAAAAUACAAAUACCACGAAAAGUAUUAGAAAAAAAUAAUUCGAACCUCCCAAGACGCUGGGUAUCAUUAGAUAAUCUUGGUUCACCAACUGAAGUUCAUGAAAUAAAUAGUUUUGAUAGAUCAAACCAAUUUGAAAAGAAAAAAGUUUCUAAAAUAUCUAAGAAAGCAGAAAAAGGAGAGAUGCUUAAUAAUUCAAAAGUUCAAAAUAAUAAUCCUAAAUCUACUGGAAAUAUUCCUAAACGUCCCAUACAAAUAAAUAAUAAUUUAAAUAUAAUAAACACUUCCAGUGAAACUAUUUAUUCUGAAAAAAUAGAGAAAAAUCAACAGGUUGUGAAUAAAGUAAAUAAAGAAGAAAAAAAGGUAACCAAGGAAAAGAAUUCUAAACGUUUUCAAGUUGAAAAAACACAAAUUAAAAAGGCUCAAAGAAAUCGAAGAAGAGAAAAUAGGGAAUCACCAGUCAAAGAUUUAUAUAAAAACUUAAAUAAAUAUGCUACCCAUUGGAUUAAAAUUGGAUUAAAAAUAUUUCAUUGGUUACUACAUCUAGUAUCUGAUGUAGUUAGCAUGAGUGCUAAUCUUAUGAUUCUUCUUGGAAAAUGUGGAUGGUAUCAUACUAUACUAUAUUUAAAAUAUUUAUGGGUUUAUAUGGCUAUGACAUUCUCAAAAAUUCGUAUUUUGAAUGCUAUUGGCAAGCAAUUGGAUAAUUGGUUUGGUAAUAGUAAAUUUGCGUUUUGGCGUAAAAUAAAAACUAAAAAUGAAGAAAAAGAAGAAAAUAGUAAUUGGAUACAUGGUGGUCUUGAAGCCAAUAUUGCAUUACCUAGCACUGGUGAAGAGGCUAUGAAAAGAUUAUUAGCUUGUAAAGGAAAGGAUCCCUACAGUAUACUUGGUGUUACGCCAACAUGUUCAGAUGAUGAUAUUAAAAAGUAUUAUAAGAGACAGGCCUUCUUGGUUCAUCCAGAUAAAAAUAAUCAGCCUGGUGCGGAAGAAGCAUUCAAAAUACUUGUACAUGCAUUUGAUAUAAUUGGUGAACCGGAACGUAGACAAGCAUUUGAUCAAACUAGACAAGUUGAAGCAGCUUGGGGUGUAUUAAGUGAUUUACUCUCUCAACUUCACAGAAAGAUGGAACAGGCAGCAAAUACAAUAAGAUGUACAAAUUGUGGUUUAAGGCACAAAAGAAUUCCAACACAACGUCCUUGUUAUGCAGCAAGAUAUUGUGCUCAAUGUAAAAUACGUCAUGGUGCAAAAGAAGGAGACAUUUGGGCAGAGUCUCGUUUAAUGGGCUUUCUUUGGCAUUAUUAUGCCUGUAUGGAAGGAGCAGUAUAUGAUGUCACAGAUUGGGCAGCUUGUCAAGCUGGUAAUUUAAAACACCUAAGAGCAAAUACACAUAGUGUUCAGUAUAGAAUUGUCUUAGGUCAACGACCACCAUCACGAACGGCUAAUAAUGGUAAAAGACGCCAACAAAUAGAUCCAAAUACCAGUGAGGCAGAUUUUGAGAACUUUUUAAAAAAGUUAUACAAUCACACCAAGACCGGAAAUUCAAGUCCACCAAAUCAAAGUUCUUUUGGAGGGGACUGUAAGCGUCGUAAAACUAAACAUAUCAACCAAGAUGAGUUGAUUCUUCAACAACAAAGACGUAUCGAAAUGGAGAUUUCUGAAUCCAUUGCUUUGGUUGGAGAGAAAGAAUCCAUAAAAAGUUUGGAACGUGAAUACUCUGAAGAUGAAAUAUACCUUUCGAAAGCUAAAGCAUUAGGUCAAAAAUAUUCAUAUAUUAGGAGAACUAGACCAGAUGGAAAUUGCUUUUUUAGAGCCUUUAGUUAUGCAUAUCUUGAAAAGUUAAUUGGAAAUAAAGAGGAAUAUGAAAAAUUUCGGGAACUUGCAUUAAAAAGUAAAGAAAGUUUGGUAGCAUUAGGUUUCCCCCAAUUUACAGUUGAAGAUUUUCAUGAUACGUUUAUGGAUGUAAUUGAUAAAGUAGGAGAAGAUACAGAGUCAAGCUAUAUUGAAUUACAUAAACUUUUCAAUGAACAAGGAUGUUCUGAUUAUGUUGUUGUAUAUCUUAGAUUAAUUACCUCUGGUCAAUUACGGCUUGAAGCUGAUUUUUAUCAGCAUUUUAUUGAAGGAGAACGUACUGUUUCAGAGUUCUGUCGUCAAGAAGUGGAACCAAUGUACAAAGAAUCUGAUCACAUUCACAUUAUAGCUAUGAGCACUGCUUUAGGAACUGGUGUACGUGUUCGUUAUAUGGAUCGAGGCGCUGGAACUGAAGUAACUGCACAUGAUUUCCCUGAAGGUGCAACUCCAGCUGUUCAUUUAUUAUAUCGCCCUGGUCAUUAUGAUAUUCUAUAUCCUUGAUAAAUCACACAUUUAACUGGCACAUAACUUUUUAAAAAAUCUCACAACAAAGAUUAAUUAUUUAGCAAAUUAUAUCUUGUGUACGCAAUCAAAACUCAUAAAAUUUUUGUUUGGUUAGAUGUAACAUUACAAUUGUAAGUAAUUAAUUUAAGCCUUAUAGAAUAUUCAAUAAAAUUAUAAAAUUUUAUGUAAAAAAA